GCUUUUGCUCUACGAGAACGAGAAUCGCAUGACACCUCAAACUUUAAACCCUGAAGCAGAAAAACAAAAAUAAAUAAAUAAAAAUCCUAAGCUAGAAAAAUCCAACCCAGUCGAUCACCAUUCUAUAUUUACUCAAGGGUGUCCCACGCGCACUAGCAAUAAAGAGAUGUGCACCAGGUAAAAAACAUAACAACCAGGACCCCUGAGAAAACUCUACCCUCAUACUGGAUCCACACCCGUACAUCAAAACACGCAUACUCCAGACCCCAGGGCAUCUACGGUGCCUACUCAAUGACAGGUCCAUUUGUGCACAUAGGUAAAACACAAGACGAGACAAUUCCGGGGAAACAGGAAAGAAAUCAAACGCUAUGGUGGAAGGGGGAAAAUAAAAUAAGGCAGAAAUAAAGAGCAAGAAAAAAUGAGGGAGAGAAUGCAGAAAUGGAGGCAUGAUCAAUACUAGUGUCCAAAGCUCACGGCUUAUUCUAACUCUUCGACGGAAACUUUUUCUCCAUGCUUUACCUUGAGAUCCCAAGAGAUUUCAAAAUAAUCACCGUCAUUAAUGAGAACGUCUCUUAGCAUCCCUCUCGCCCUUCCAAUACCCCGGGUCUGAGAGAUGACCUUGGUCUUUGUCUUGGGCUUAGCUAGUAACUCCCCGCGCAACCUGAUCUCUAGAGCUCUCAAGCCAAGGGGGAGUGUCGGGGUGAUGUUUGAUAGCUGCAUGUACCCGCCCCCAUUAAUCCUUGCUCUAUCGUUAAAAUAACAAAAGCUGGACGUACCUUAAGUCCCUUCAUCUCAUAAUUCAUACCCAGCCCCUCCAUCUUCGUAAACCCCUUCAACGGUGCCAGCCACUCCGGGCGGUAAUACAUCGCUCGGGUAGUCUCCGGCUCGCGAACCUGCACCGUGAGCGAUUCCAAACUACCUCUGCUGCUCCCCAAAGCGCGGAUUAGAGCUUUCAUAGACGACUCCGUGAAGCUGCUGAGGUUCAGAAGCACCCUUUUCAGUUUCCGGCAGGUGGCAAUGAACAUUAUCACGCCAUCGAUGUCCGGCACGUCCUCCCAUGUGUAUAGACUUAGUUCUUCUAAUC
This is a messenger RNA of Tuber aestivum (summer truffle), 1084 nucleotides long. Lineage: Eukaryota; Fungi; Ascomycota; Pezizomycetes; Pezizales; Tuberaceae. The record is from the annotation of a GenBank genome assembly.